This is a messenger RNA of Manis pentadactyla (Chinese pangolin), 788 nucleotides long. It is a transcript of the gene RTP3, whose product is annotated as receptor transporter protein 3. Gene Ontology annotation, cellular component: cytoplasm. The record is from RefSeq and is a predicted model, not a curated record. NCBI's taxonomy places the organism in Eukaryota, Metazoa, Chordata, Mammalia, Pholidota, Manidae. The coding region runs from base 1 to 786 and encodes 261 amino acids. The transcript has 2 exons. Gene Ontology annotation, biological process: protein targeting to membrane; protein insertion into membrane; detection of chemical stimulus involved in sensory perception of bitter taste. Gene Ontology annotation, molecular function: olfactory receptor binding.
AUGUGUCAGGACAUGAAGGUGUGGAAGCAAGUGUUUCAGGAAUUAAUUCAGGAGCUAAAACCGUGGCACAAAUGGACCCUGACACUAGACAAAGGCCUUCUUCCCAACGUCCUGAAGCCAGAAUGGGCACAAUACCAGCAGUGGGUCUUUGCCAGGUUCCAGUGCUCCUUGUGCUCUCGCAGCUGGACCUCUGCCCAAGUUCAGGUCCUUUUCCACAUGCACUGGAGUGAGAGGGAACGCAGGGGCCAGGUGAAGAUGAGGGUCUUUGCCCAGAGAUGUCGGAAGUGCUUCCAGGCUCCGUUUGAGGCUCCCGAGUUCAUAGAAGAGAACAUCCCAAGGAUCCUGAACAACCUGGUGCUCCGAAUUCUGAAGAAAUGCUACAGAGAAAGAUUUAAGUUCAAGGAGGAGAUUCCUACCAUCAAGGAAAUCUCUCUUGAGGGGCCACACGACAGUGACAACUGCGAGGCGUGCCUGGAGGGUUUCUGUGCCCAGCGCGAGUUAGGUCCAGGCACGCGGCCCCCAGCAAACCCGUCACCUCCCCCGAUAUGCUCACCUUCCAUCGCGGUUGCCGCUCCUGUGCCUUCCCCCAAAAUGAGCAGCUCCACAGCAGACGCCCGGACGGGGGAAACCAGGGUAAAGAAAGAGAAGGUAUUACCCAGCCCCUGCUCUUCUGAGCCCAUGCAGGCUGCCAGGUUACCCACUUGCUGGAACCCGAGAGCAGACACCCGCACCUGGGUGGAGACCAUAGUCCAGGUCCCUUCCUCAGAUGAGGCCUCUCUUCCCUAGUC